This is a messenger RNA of Anoplopoma fimbria (sablefish), 3275 nucleotides long. It is a transcript of the gene atl2, whose product is annotated as atlastin GTPase 2. The record is from RefSeq and is a predicted model, not a curated record. The coding region runs from base 88 to 1962 and encodes 624 amino acids. The transcript is spliced from 14 exons. Lineage: Eukaryota; Metazoa; Chordata; Actinopteri; Perciformes; Anoplopomatidae. Gene Ontology annotation, molecular function: GTPase activity; GTP binding. Gene Ontology annotation, biological process: endoplasmic reticulum organization; protein homooligomerization.
ACAGCGUGAGAAGAGCGCGAGAGGAAGAAAAGAAAAAAAGAAAAAAGCUUCUUUGACGUCAGACACGUUCGAGCUCAGCAGUCCAAGAUGGCGGAGGUGAGCGGGUUGAGGAGCAGAAAUCACUUCGAGCCCAGCUGCAAAAGCCGAGUCACCGACGAAGGCUUGAGUGGUGUGGAAGAUGUCCCCAUUUUUCGGCAUAAUAAGAGGCCUCCUUUAGCCAGGCCUGAGGACCUGGAUGAUGAAAUGCUCCCCAGUACCGCAGCCUCAAACUCGGGCAAAUAUGCAAACCUCACCCCCUCCCCGGACGAUGAGUUCCUGGAAGGAGAGGCUGCAGCGGCGGAGGAGGAGGAGGAGGAGGAGGAGAAGGCCAAGGCCAGGCCCAUCCAGAUCGUCCUGGCCAACGAGGAGGAGCACAGCUUUGAGCUGGACGCCGCAGCGCUGGAGAGGAUCCUGCUGCAGGAUCACGUGAAGGACCUGAAUGUGGUGGUGGUGUCCGUGGCCGGGGCCUUCCGCAAGGGCAAGUCCUUCCUGCUGGACUUCAUGCUGCGCUACAUGCACUGUCAGCUCGGGCAGCAGAGCCAGUCAUGGAUGGGAGGAGACGAUGAGCCGCUGACGGGGUUCACCUGGAGAGGAGGCUGCGAGAGGGAAACCACAGGAAUCCAGAUCUGGAGCGAAGUCUUUGUGGUCGACAAGCCUGAUGGCAGCAAGGUUGCUGUGCUCCUCGUUGACACUCAGGGAGCGUUUGACAGCCAGUCCACCAUAAAGGACUGUGCCACUGUGUUCGCCCUCAGCACAAUGACCAGCUCUGUACAGGUGUACAACCUCUCCCAGAACAUCCAGGAGGACGACCUGCAGCAUCUGCAGCUCUUCACAGAAUACGGCCGUCUGGCAAUGGAAGAGAUCUACCUGAAACCUUUCCAGUCUCUGAUGUUUCUUAUUCGGGACUGGUGUUAUCCUUAUGAACACAACUACGGACUGGAAGGAGGCAACAACUUCCUGGAUAAAAGACUACAAGUGAAACAGAACCAACACGAGGAGCUGCAGAAUGUGAGGAAGCACAUCCACUCCUGCUUCUCCAACAUCGGCUGCUUCCUGCUGCCACAUCCGGGCCUCAAGGUGGCCACCAACCCGUACUUUGACGGCAGGCUGAAAGACAUCGAUGGUGAUUUUAAGAGGGCGCUUUCCCAACUGGUGCCUCUCCUCCUGGCUCCGGACCGACUGGUGGAGAAGGAAAUUGGCGGCAACAAAGUCACCUGCAGAGAUCUCCUGGAGUACUUCAAGGCUUACAUAAAGAUCUACCAAGGGGAGGAACUGCCUCACCCAAAGUCCAUGCUGCAGGCGACCGCAGAAGCCAACAACUUGACGGCUGUGGCAGGAGCCAAAGACAUGUACGGCAAGAACAUGGAGCUGGUCUGCGGUGGGGACAAGCCAUACAUCGCCCCGGCCGACCUGGAGCGCUUCCACGAGGAGUUUCGCGAGCACUCGGUGAGUUACUUCCGCUCCGUGAAGAAAAUGGGCGGAGACGAGUUCUGCCAGCGCUACCAGAACCAGCUGGAGUCCGAGCUGGACGAGACCUACUCCAACUUCUCAAAGCACAACGACGGCAAGAACAUCUUCUACACGGCGCGCACGCCCGCCACGCUCUUCGCGGUCAUGUUUGUCACCUACGUGUUGUCCGGGGUGACGGGCUUCAUCGGUCUGAGCACCUUGGCGUCGCUGGCUAACCUGGUCAUGGGCGUGGCGCUGAUGUCGCUCUGCGCCUGGGCGUACGUGAAGUACUCUGGAGAGUUUCGGGAGGUGGGGGCGAUGAUAGAUCUGGUGGCCGAGACCCUCUGGGAACAGGUUCUGAAGCCAUUAAGUGAACAUUAUAUGGAAGACAACGUCAGACAGACGGUGGUUAACUCCAUCAAAGCCAGCCUGACGGAACAGGGCUCGCAGCACGCCAAGUUAAAGACUCACUGACGCCCCUCCUCCUCCUCAUCUCUCCCCUCCGUCAUGCUCAUCACCCUCCUGCCCACUCGCUCAAUGUGUUCAAUCCUAGAACUGUGGAACUAGUUCAACACCAAAGCUGACCCUCUUUUACCCCCCCUAACAUCCAUCAUCUCCAUAUGGCUGCCCCCUUCUGUAUAUGCUGUCGAGGACCUGCCCUGCACUUCAUCGCCCCCCAGUGCCUCAGAGCAGAAACUGCACGUUCAAGAGAGGACGGAGGAGAAAACCGGACCUGAAGGACUGUCAUCUUCUCCAGUGUGCCAUGCUGUGAAAGAUGUGUCUUUUGUUUUAGGCUGACACACACACACACACACACACACACACACUCACAUAUUUGCUGGUAGCAGACUGCACUCGCUUCAGGAUUGAGCUGCAAUUCAGGGAAAACUGACACCGCUGUGGGAAGCUGUUAUCAACAACGGAUGCAAACUGAAACACUUUUUUGUGCAUUUAGUCGUUUUGUCUUACAGGCCAGAGCUCAGUUUACUUUUCUCUUCGGCCUGUUUAUUAACGUUUCCUACAAGCACAAGUGAUUAGUCGACUAAUAGUGAGGUGAUUGUCGAGUCUGUUUCUUUUUUGUUAUUUCAGUAAAAUCGGGAAACAGAUUUUAUUGAUUCUAAAUUGAAAGUAAACUGAAAAUCCUGUCAGGGACAAGCUAGAGGGGCUUUUUUUUUUUUUUUUUUUUUUUAAACUGUCAUUUUCCAGUCUGUCCUGGUGAAUCUGUUUUCUUCUACAAAUCUGAACUGUAUAGACCUUUUUCUGACGUGCUGCUAGAUCAUCUGCCUGACUCCAUUCAUUCAGUUUCUCUCCUUUCGUUUGGAAGCUGCGUUAACCAGGUAACAUAAUCACAUGCUGGGCUGAGGUUGCUUCUAGACGUCUGUCCGUCUUUCCCUUUAAUAUUUUGUGAUUGUAAUCCUGAAGAGAACUGUAGGAAGCCCUCAAAGCCUCUCAGCUGAUUUUUGAAGUGUUUUUAAAUUAGGGCCUUCAGUGUCUCGUAGCGGACCUGCCAGUGUUUGGCCUCUCUGCAUGGUGUUGAGAGCUACUGUGUUGUAGCAUUAAGCUAUCUAAGAGCUUUUAGAGCCAAGUUGUCUCUAGUCAGGUAGCCAGAGAGGACUGUCAUUAUGAACCAUUAUCUCAUCCACUGCCUUUCAUUAAAGCUGCACUAGCCCGGGAGGUUUCCCUCACAUUUUUAAGACCUCGAUUCAUGGGAGCCUUAUUUAGCUGGAAAGAGAUUUCUGUUUUUAGCUCAAACUCAUAUUACACCUUUUUUUUUUUUUUUUUUUUUU